AUGCAUAUUGGAUUUACCGUUCUGCUCCUUAUGCUAUUCCACAAGAGGGCUGCUCUGCACAGUUUUCCUUCCAAGUGUGGAAGGGAGAAUACCCUCUUUGUCAACAGUCGCUUGAACUGCAAGGAGGGUGAGAAGCGAUCAAGUCGCGCAGCAAAUAAGCUACAGUGCAUGAAAAAGCAGAUAAAGAAAAACCAAUUCCAUGACCGGUGUGUAAUUAACAUUAAGGGAGGAAAUGGGGGAGAUGGCAUAUGCUGUUUUACAACAUUUUCGCAGAAGAAAAAUAAAAAGUACGCUUCUGGUGGCCGCGGGGGGAAAGGCGGUAAUGUUUACCUAAUUGGGGAUAAAAAAAUUGACAAUUUUCUUAGCCUUAAAUUAAAAUCUUUUUACUAUGCUGGAAAUGGAGGAAAAGGAUUAAACAAUAAUCAAAGUGGGGAAAGUGGAAAAGACGAAUGCAUAAAUAUCCCUGUGAAUACAAUUAUAUACGACGAAGAGAAGAAGUUUGUUAAUUUUAUUCAUUUAAAUGGCCAAAAAGUGCUAGUCGCUUUGGGGGGGAAAGGUGGAAAGGGGAAUUACUCCUACAGAACUAAAAGCCUGAAAAUACCAUUUGUCUGCCAAUUUGGGGAAAAAACCAAGGAAAAAAAAAUUUUCCUGAAAAAAAUAUUUUUUACCGAUUUUGGGAUUAUCGGCUACCCCAACGUGGGGAAGAGCACGCUGCUGAACAGGAUCACCAACGCGAACGUAAAAAUUGCCAACUAUAGCUACACGUCGAAGUUUCCCAACCUGGGGAUAUUUAGGCGCGAUCAGCGCAGUGGAGAAGUUGACCAGAGCAGUAGCGAAGGGGAUAACCUUGCUGACCAAAACGAAGGGGAAGAAACCGCUUCGGAGGGUAACCGCGAGGAGGAAGAAAACCCAAUGGAGGAAGAAUACCCACUGCAGGAGGAACCCACUUGGGAGGGAGAAACCCAUUCGACGGACGACACAACUUGCGAGGGGGGCGAAAAAAACGCCGCAAAAAACUACACCGUAAUCGACUUCCCGGGAAUUAUAAAAAACCUGGACAAAAAAGUAUCAAACAUUUCGUACAAAUAUUUGGAGCACCUGAAACAUUGCAAAAUAUUAAUUUACAUGUUUGACAUUAACAGCAGCUGUGAUGUCCUACUAGAAACUUAUAGAAAUAUAAAAGACGUUUUGGUGCAAUAUGACCCCAUUUUUAAGGGCAAAAGGGAAGUGGUGCUCCUGAACAAAAUUGACAUAUGCAAAGAGAAGAAGGAUAGUGUGAGGAACGUAAUGAACCAAUUGAGGGAAAACUUAAAAGUAGAAAAUAUAUUUUGCAUCUCUGCAUUAACAGGGGAAAAUGCAGUAGAAGCGAUAAAUGAAAUAGUUUCCAAAAUUAAUGAUGACAGCACGGCAAGUGAGUUUUUAAAAAGCUUGCCUGAGCCAAUCGAUAUUGCCAAAAUUGAAGAUAGCGACAAUUUCCGGCCAUCUCAAUUUGAAAUAUACAAGUAUAAAGAAAAUGUUUUUAUUGUUAAGGGGAAAUAUAUCGAAAAUCAAGCCAACAUUUUUAAUUUUUCCAAAAGUGACACGGCAAAAAUUUUUGCCAAAAUAGUAGAUCAUUUGAACAUAAAUGUUAAGCUGAAAAAUGUGGGUGCGAGGGAGGGCGAUCGGAUUAUCAUAAGCAAUUACUCCUACGAGUUUUCCCUCGAGGGGGACUAG
Messenger RNA from Plasmodium vivax (malaria parasite P. vivax), 1713 nucleotides. RefSeq names its product GTP-binding protein, putative. Gene Ontology annotation, molecular function: GTP binding; GTPase activity. Gene Ontology annotation, cellular component: mitochondrion. Bases 1 to 1713 code for a protein of 570 amino acids. The record is from RefSeq and is a predicted model, not a curated record. The transcript has a single exon. NCBI's taxonomy places the organism in Eukaryota, Apicomplexa, Aconoidasida, Haemosporida, Plasmodiidae.